UAGAGCAUUUUGUCAGUUGUGCACGCACCAUUGAGCAGGUCAGAGCUCGCGUCGGAGCUGGUCGGCGGAGAACAUCGAAUUGGUGGGGAGAGUGUACGGGUAAGAUCGGUAGAUCAGAGCAACGCACGCACACGAGCUCUCAGGCGCCCCCGGGGCGAACUACAAGCCAGCCAUGAUCUCGCAACUGAAUCUGAUCACCAUCGUUGGUGCGAUGGCACUGAGUGCUCUAGCAGUGGCAGCACCUACAACCACCAGCAGCACCACCAGCAGUCCCAGCACAGAGGCAUCGCCCACAGAGCUAUCCAUGGAGCUAUCUCCACAAUGCAAUUACACGCUAAUCAAAACGAAGACCCUUGGCGUAGAUCCCUCAUUCUGGAAGAAGUUCUUCACACAUUUGAUACCCUUUGUGGGUAGCUCACGGAGCAAAAUGCAAUUUAUACUCUUUAAGCGGGACUUUGCCGAUUGCGGAAGGGAAAUGUUAAUCGACAAUAAGGAAAAUCUGAAAAACUCUGGCUUCGAUGCACGUCAUCCGACAAGAAUCGUCAUACACGGCUGGAUGAGUCAGAGCAAGGGUUCGCAUAUAAGGAAAGUGAAGAAUGCCUAUCUGAGUCUGACCCAUCCGGGACCGAAUGGAGAGCCCGCGCGUUACGAGGACUUUAAUGUCAUCGUCUGCGAUUGGAGCAAGAUCUCAACGAAUGUGAAUUACUUUGAAGUGGCCAACACGGUAGAGAGUAUGGGCUUCCUGCUGGCCGAUCUAGUGCGCUAUCUGCACCUGAAUGCCGAUCUGCACUACGACGAUGUCUAUGUGAUCGGACAUUCGCUGGGGGCACAGAUCGCGGGCAGUGCGGGCAAGCAGAUACAGCCAUUCCGGUUCAACACGAUCUACGCGCUGGAUCCGGCGGGUCCCAAGUUCCGUGAUCAAACAGAUGAGUACCGCAUCGAUGCGAGUGAUGCCACCUAUGUGGAGUCCAUCCAGACGAGCGUCAGCCUGGGCUUCGAGCAGCCCGUGGGGCAUGCCACCUUCUAUCCGAACUACGGCAAGAACCAGAAGAAAUGCUAUGUCUAUGGCUGUUCACAUAAGCGGUCCCACGACUACUUUAUGGAGUCGCUGAUCAGUCCCGCUGGCUUCUGGGGUCCACGUGCCGAACGUCAUGCGGAUGGGACAUGGAUCCUCUUGCUCAGCGAGGGGGAGUUCCGCAUGGGCGGCGAGCCAUCGAUACCCAAGAAUGGCACUUUCUAUGUGAAGACCUAUGCCAAGCCACCAUACGCCAUGGGCCACAGAUGGCAGAUGGAGCCAGACCCCGAAGAAGAUGACGAUGAGAACGCAACAGAUGAAUAGCCGCAUGGAGCAGAUGGGAGAUAUAAUCUUGGCAGAACUGUGAAUAAAAUAUUGUAGGAAUAUAAACGAA
This is a messenger RNA of Drosophila obscura, 1409 nucleotides long. Its product is annotated as phospholipase A1 2. Gene Ontology annotation, biological process: lipid metabolic process. The transcript has 3 exons. Gene Ontology annotation, molecular function: lipase activity. Lineage: Eukaryota; Metazoa; Arthropoda; Insecta; Diptera; Drosophilidae. The record is from RefSeq and is a predicted model, not a curated record. The coding region runs from base 173 to 1339 and encodes 388 amino acids.